This is a messenger RNA of Rhodotorula graminis WP1, 471 nucleotides long. RefSeq lists its product as uncharacterized. The annotation marks the transcript as partial. The transcript has 5 exons. Lineage: Eukaryota; Fungi; Basidiomycota; Microbotryomycetes; Sporidiobolales; Sporidiobolaceae. The record is from RefSeq and is a predicted model, not a curated record.
AUCCCGUACGCCGCCCCUCCUGUCGGCGACCUGCGCUUCAAGGCCCCUCGUGCCCUCGCGACGCAGAACAGCACGGUGCAAGAUGUGUCGGCCGACUUUGACGGCCACAUCACGGCGUGCGUCCAGUUCGGCACGACCUCGUUCGUCGGCGUCAACGCCUCGCCCGGCACUGAAGACUGCCUCAAGCUGUGGAUCUGGGCGCCGGCAGGGGCCAAGAAGGGCGACAAGCUCCCCGUGCACGUCUACACACACGGCGGCGGCAUGCAGAACUCGCAGUCGCCCAACAACGACUUCUCCGACUGGGUCGGCCAGGACAAGGGCUUCAUCGCCGUCAACGCCAACUAUCGCCUCGGCCUGCUCGGCAACUGGAACAGCAUGGGCUCGCGGUACGAGGGCGAGCCGGGCAACCUCGGCCUGCUCGACGGCCGCUUCGCCGUCGACUGGGUCCGCGAGAACAUCGCCGUGCGUUGA